UUUUAAACACCUGCGGCUCGUGACGUCACUUAUUAGAGCUCGUUGAUUGGCCAGGGGGUCUCCUCCAAGCUCCUCCCCUCCUGCCACCGCAACUCCAGUGGAGUCGGCUCCCGGCGUCACAGCGGGAAACUUUUCGGGUACUUUAUUAAACCCAGGUCCAGGAAAGCCCGGAAAUGAGUCAUUUUAAGGAGCGCUUCGUGUCUCUGCUCCAUGAGAAGAACUUUGUGACAGAUCAGCUGGCGACGCUGGAAGAGAAAACUGGCGUGAAGAGAGAGUACAUCACUCUGGGUGCACUGGGUUUUGUCGGACUCUAUCUCCUGUUUGGAUACGGAGCCUCACUGCUUUGCAACCUGAUUGGCUUUGUUUAUCCAGCAUAUUUCUCGAUCAAGGCUAUUGAGAGCGCAUCUAAGGAGGACGACACACAGUGGCUGACCUACUGGGUUGUGUAUGGACUCUUCAGCAUAGUCGAGGCCUUCUCUGACAUCUUUCUCUUCUGGUUCCCCUUUUACUAUGCUAGCAAGUGUGUGUUCCUCAUAUGGUGCAUGGCUCCGGUGACCUGGAACGGCUCUGACAUCCUGUACAAACGUGUGAUCCGGCCAUUUUUCCUGAAACACCAGACUGCCAUGGACAACGUGGUCAGUGAUCUGACUUCCAAGGCGAAGAACAUCACCGAUACCGUCACAAAGGAGGGUGAGAUACCCACAGUGUACAUCUGUUAACCAGGCCCUGAAACAUGGCAAGGAUCAGUAAGAAGGACACCGAGGCUUUGUGUGUAUGAGGUUGACUGAUUGAAAGCCUGACUGAAUUAAACGUGUGUGCGCAUACGUGGGUGUCUCUGUGUGUGUGUCUGUGUUUGUCUUCUUUCCUCCCACUUCCAUGAUGAAUGACGACCUCCAUGCCGUGCGGUGUACUGAAGCUUCACACUACUCAAAUCAAAUGAUCUUUUCUGCAUCCACGUCUGUUUACUGCCAGCAGUGCAGCAAAGGCAAUCAAUAAAACUGUGACCUUUUUAUUGGAUCUUAUUUUCUUUGUUGUACUGUAACAAUGUGUAAACCUCCAAUUAUGGAUUUAUAGGCUUCAGCAGCAUUGGCUGCGUAGCCAGUGUUCACGCGGCCAUUUGUGACUGAAAACUGCCUGAUGACGGUACGGUGGUAAAAACACGUUGCCUUGGAACGUUCUUAUUCAUACCUGGAUCUUUUAAUGUGCCUGUUAAACGGUACGACUUUUGAUAUGUCUUAAUUUAUCAUCUCAAUGAUUUAAAAAUUUGUGAAUAAAAAUUUGUCCUACGUUUGCCUGAAA
Messenger RNA from Betta splendens (Siamese fighting fish), 1299 nucleotides. RefSeq names its product Receptor expression-enhancing protein 6-like. Lineage: Eukaryota; Metazoa; Chordata; Actinopteri; Anabantiformes; Osphronemidae. Bases 174 to 719 code for a protein of 181 amino acids. The transcript has 6 exons. The record is from RefSeq and is a predicted model, not a curated record.